CUAUUUAAACCAGCGCCUUGACCCACCCUGCACAGACUCUGAACCUAAACCUGAAGCUUGGUUUAUAUGGAAACAAAAUCAAUGGAGCUUGGAAAAAUGGAUACAUCCCGCAGGAAUGAGCCCACUUAUCUUGCCUGGUCUAUCUUCAACACUUUUUGUUGCUGUUUGCCACUUGGAGUUGCAGCAAUCAUCUACUCAAGCAGAGUAAACAAUGCUAAUACCCUUGGAGAUGCUGGAAAAGCUCAAGAGUCCUCCAGGAUAGCAAAGAACCUGAAUAUUGCUUCACUGGUGCUGGGGCUCAUUGGUUUAAUUUUGUUGAUUGUAAUGCUAGUGAUUCAAAAAAUGUAAGCAAGCUUGUGAAGGAUUUUUUUUUUUUUUUUUUUUGGUCCCUGCUAUUCAAUCACCACUGAACUUCACUACUCCAACUACCACAACUCCAGAGAUGAUGAAGACCAGCUGUGGCUUCAAAAUUAAAUAAGCAAUGGUAGCCACACAAUGUUGCUUAUAUUUUGGGGGUUAUGCUACAGAAAUAUAAAUUUUAUUAGUUAAAAAAUGUCUUUGAAAACUGUAAAAGUCCCAAGUUUAAAACUAAAUCUGUUUAAAAAAAAAAAAAAAAAACUUGUAUUGUUUGAUAAUAUCCUUUUUUGUUUGUUCCUUUUCAUUAUAUUUUGCAUUGUUCAUACACGUGAAUGAUGUUUUAUGACAGAUAAUGUAAUGAAAUCUCAUUCAAAUUAAUGAAAUCUUCAUUUUAAUUAGUCUAAUUAUUUUACAAUGAAGUACUUUUACGAUAAUGUACCUUGAGAUGUAUUCAAAGUACCGUAAUCACAUAACUAUGUUAAACAUUUACAUGUAUAAACAUAAAAUAUAAAUGGUAAAUGGCAUAUGUAACGUUUUUCUCCAUUUAUGUUCUAUCUAUAAUUUUAUACACAAGUAUUUUUUACAUACUUAAUAAGGCAUAAAAAUGUACCAACUUGGUUCUCAUAUUUUAUGCUUUUGUCAAGUAACUUCUCUAUUAUAUACGUAAAAUAUUGCCAUGCACUCAAGUAUGUACUUUUUCUUACGUCACUACUACAUCAUUUUUUAUUAAAAUUUAUUUCAUCCA
Messenger RNA from Ctenopharyngodon idella (grass carp), 1102 nucleotides. Its product is annotated as proline rich transmembrane protein 1B-like. The record is from RefSeq and is a predicted model, not a curated record. Bases 67 to 348 code for a protein of 93 amino acids. The transcript has 2 exons. Gene Ontology annotation, cellular component: membrane. Lineage: Eukaryota; Metazoa; Chordata; Actinopteri; Cypriniformes; Xenocyprididae.